Molecule: messenger RNA, 4494 nt
Organism: Mollisia scopiformis
Lineage: Eukaryota; Fungi; Ascomycota; Leotiomycetes; Helotiales; Mollisiaceae
Product: P-type ATPase-like protein
Exons: 3
Coding region: 1-4494 (1497 amino acids)
Biological process (GO): phospholipid translocation
Cellular component (GO): plasma membrane
Molecular function (GO): magnesium ion binding; ATP hydrolysis activity; ATPase-coupled intramembrane lipid carrier activity
Source: RefSeq, a predicted model, not a curated record
AUGGCUGUCUCUGCGGAUCCCGAGAAUGCGCCAAAUCCUACAAAGAAGUUAAGAUGGGCAACACAGAGGCUGAAGGGCAAGAGUGGGAGUAAAAAGCGAGGGUCCAUCUUGGGCCGAUUAGGUCACAGAGGCUCGCAGAACAGCGAGAAGAAACGAGAUUCAGCUGGCGCAGAUUCAAUGGGUACUGAUCUUGGUGGAAUCACUGAGGAACCAGAACCUAAUGAAGGAGCGACGGAAACUUCUGGCAGUGAUCGCGAUGGACAGGGUCCUCGAACAGUCUACUUCAAUCAAGCGUUACCGCCAGAUGCAGUCGACGAACAGGGCCAUCCGCUCAAACAUUACCGGAGAAACAAGAUCAGGACCGCAAAAUACACCCCUAUCAGUUUCAUACCGAAGAACUUGUGGUAUCAGUUCCACAACAUCGCUAAUGUUUACUUCCUCUUCUUGAUUAUCUUGACGUUCUUUGGCAUAUUUGGUGCAUCAAACCCCGGACUGAACGCCGUACCACUGAUCGUCAUUGUUGUUAUAACCGCUAUAAAAGAUGCGAUUGAGGAUUACCGGAGGACAAUCUUAGACAUUGAGUUGAAUAAUUCGCCGGUACACAGACUGGUAGACUGGAACAAUGUCAACGUCAGCGAAGACGAUGUAUCAUUAUGGAGAAGAUUCAAGAAAGCAUCCACUCGUGGUGUUGUUGCUGUAUGGGGAAAACUCAAGAGGAAUAAGAAACUUCCGGGAAAAGAUUACGCUGAACGAGCCCUUGACGAACCCAGAGAAUCUUAUGAAACCAGAGCGACAGCAGACAGACGUGUGUCGGCAUUUUCUGCCCAUACUCAGCGAACCUCAUUCACAUCUGCUCGAGAAAAUAUCCAAAUGACACCAGUGCCGUCACCUGGACUGCCUCGAGACGAUGGGUUGCAAGUACCUGAUGCAGACCGCCCAAAGACAGCAUUCUCUUACGAAGCUGGUGAUGGGGACGCCCCCGUUGUGAAGAACUUUGGCAACCUGAUCAACCCAACCCUUCCAGUCACUGGGGGGCCUCGAUUCCACAGCGACUAUUGGAAGAAUGUCAAAGUCGGAGAUUUUGUGCGAAUUUACAACGAUGAUCAAAUUCCAGCGGACAUCGUUAUCUUGUCAACUUCUGAUCCAGACGGAGCUUGUUAUGUUGAGACAAAGAAUUUGGACGGAGAAACGAAUUUGAAGGUCAGACAUGCACUUCGGAGUGGCAGAAAGAUCAAACAUGCACGAGACUGUGAGCGAACACAGUUUGUCAUUGAGAGUGAGCCGCCACAUCCAAACCUCUACCAGUACAGUGCCGUUGCACGUUGGACACAGCACAAUCCCAGAUAUCCCGACUCGGAAGGCGAGGAUAUGGCCGAACCUAUCUCUAUCAACAACCUCCUCCUCCGAGGCUGCAAUCUACGAAACACUGACUGGAUCCUUGGUGUUGUCGUCUAUACUGGUUUCGACACAAAAAUCAUGAUGAACUCUGGUAUCACUCCCAGCAAGCGAUCAAGAAUUGCUAGAGAGUUGAAUUGGAACGUCAUCUACAAUUUCAUUAUCCUCUUCAUCAUGUGUCUUGUUUCUGGACUGAUUGAAGGUGUCUAUUGGGGCCAGGGUGAUAACUCAUUGGAUUUCUUCGAAUUUGGGUCUAUCGGGGGCAAACCCUCUUUGGACGGACUCAUCACCUUUUGGGCAGCCGUUAUUUUGUUCCAGAAUUUGGUACCCAUCUCUCUCUACAUCUCCAUCGAAAUCGUCAAGACUUGCCAGGCGUUCUUCAUCUACAGCGACACUGAGAUGUACUACGAAAAGAUUGAUUAUCCUUGUACACCAAAGUCCUGGAACAUCUCCGAUGACCUGGGCCAGAUCGAGUACAUCUUUUCCGACAAGACUGGUACUCUGACCCAGAAUGUCAUGGAGUUCAAGAAAGCCACCAUCAAUGGAGUUCCUUAUGGAGAAGCUUACACAGAAGCACAGGCCGGUAUGCAGAAGCGACAGGGCAUUGAUGUCGAGAAGGAGUCUGCCCGAGCAUAUGAGCAAAUUGCACAGGCACGUGUGAAGAUGCUGGCUGAUAUAAGGAAACUCUACGACAACCCCUAUCUCCAUGAUGAUGAGUUGACGUUCGUUGCGCCAGACUUCAUCUCUGAUCUGGCCGGUGAAUCAACACGAGAGCAACAACUCGCCAAUGAGCAAUUCAUGCUAGCGCUCGCUCUCUGUCACACAGUCAUCGCGGAGACCAUUCCUGCUGAACCACCACGAAUUGAGUUCAAGGCACAGUCUCCUGAUGAGGCCGCGUUGGUUGCCACCGCUCGUGAUGUAGGCUACACGGUCCUCGGCAACUCUAACGAUGGUAUUCGUUUGAACAUUCAAGGAGAGGAUCGCUCAUUCAAGGUCCUGAACACUCUAGAAUUCAACUCAACCAGAAAGAGAAUGAGUGCUAUCAUCCGAAUGCCCGACAACAAGAUCAUUCUCUUCUGUAAGGGUGCUGAUAGCAUCAUAUAUUCUCGCUUAAAGAAAGGAGAACAAUCCGAACUACGCAGAACCACAGCAGAGCACCUUGAAAUGUUCGCACGUGAAGGUCUGAGAACUCUCUGCAUAGCACAAAGAGAGCUAGGAGAGCACGAAUAUCAAGAGUGGAACAGGGAACAUGAGAUUGCCGCCGCCGCUAUUUCCGACCGAGAAGACAAGCUGGAAGCUGUCUCGGAUUUGAUUGAGCGUGACUUGACAUUGCUAGGCGGCACAGCUAUCGAAGAUCGUCUGCAAGAGGGUGUUCCAGAUACCAUCGCUCUUCUCGCCGAGGCUGGUAUCAAGCUCUGGGUCCUGACUGGUGACAAGGUCGAGACCGCUAUCAACAUUGGCUUCUCUUGCAACCUGCUCAACAAUGACAUGGAACUCAUCAUCUUCAAAGUAGAUGAUGAGUCAGUGGACAGCGCUGACGUGGAGCUCGACAAACAUCUUGCCACUUUCAACAUGACUGGAUCUGACCACGAACUAGCUAUUGCAAGGAAGAGCCAUGCUCCACCAGAGCCAACGCAUGCUAUUGUUAUCGAUGGCGAUUCGCUCAAGCUCGUUCUCGAUGAACGAUUGCGCCAGAAGUUUCUUCUACUUUGUAAACAGUGCAAGUCUGUAUUAUGCUGUCGUGUCAGUCCAGCACAGAAGGCUGCUGUCGUCGCUAUGGUCAAGACUGGACUUGAUGUGAUGACCCUCUCGAUUGGAGACGGAGCAAAUGAUGUCGCGAUGAUUCAGGAGGCUGAUGUCGGUGUGGGUAUUGCAGGCGAAGAAGGUCGACAAGCUGUCAUGUCUGCUGAUUACGCCAUUGGUCAAUUCAGAUUCCUUCAACGACUGGUACUUGUACAUGGUCGUUGGUCAUACCGCCGAUUAGGGGAGAUGAUUGCCAAUUUCUUCUACAAGAACAUUGUGUGGACGUUCACGAUCUUCUGGUACCAGAUCUUCUGUAGUUUCGACAUGACCUACCUCUACGACUACACCUACAUUUUGCUCUUCAACUUGGCAUUUACAUCGGUACCGGUUGUCUUCAUGGGUGUAUUGGACCAAGAUGUCAAUGACAAGGUAUCUCUAGCAGUUCCUCAACUCUACCGCCGCGGCAUUGAGCGCAAAGAAUGGACACAGACCAAAUUCUGGCUCUAUAUGUUCGACGGACUGUACCAGUCAGUCAUUUGCUUCUUCAUGGCAUGGCUACUCUUCCGUCCAGCCAAUUUUGUUACUGGAAAUGGCCUCAAUAUCGAUGACCGAGAACGCUUUGGCGUGUACAUUGCACCUGCUGCUCUCAUGGUCAUCAACGUCUAUAUCCUGAUCAACACCUAUCGAUGGGAUUGGCUUAUGGUACUGCUCGUGACCAUCAGUGUCCUCCUUGUAUGGUUUUGGACUGGGGUUUACUCGGCUUUCAAAUCAUCAGAUUACUUCUACAAGGCAGCUGCUGAAGCUUUUGCGCAAGCGUCCUUCUGGGCAGUCACGUUCUUGUCGACGAUUCUCGCCCUGAUGCCUCGUUUCUGCAUCAAAUUUGUUCAGAAAAUCUAUUUCCCAUACGAUGUCGACAUCAUCCGCGAGCAAGUCCGUCAAGGGAAGUUCGCGUACCUUGAUGUGGACAAUAGUGCCGGUGACGACAUCACAAAAGAUCCUUCUACAACAUCAUCUGACAUCGCAAAGCCGAGUAAGCACACCCACUAUCCGAGCCUUGAUGAAGACCAAAGGCCGAUUUACCCACCUUCAGUUGCUGCUACAGCCACCACCCACAACCCUCGAAGUCAAAACGGCAGCGACGGCACCGAUUUCACGCGACAUCGAGCUUCUAUGGAGCAACUACCACCCGUUCGACAAUCCAUGGACCGAGCGAGACCUUCGUACGAUAGAAUACGAGCUUCGAUGGAUCGUAUACGACCGUCUUUCGAACAAAGUCGCGAUUUCACUUCGGCAGCUAUGUUGACUCGACUGGAGUCAAGCCACUCCUUUGGACCUACACAAAGUAGGAGGACAUAA